CCAAGUUGGGGGAGACCGGAGGCAGGCAAAGUACUGAACAACAAUUGCUACAGUCCAGAAGAGGCUGGACAACUGUAGCAACUUAUGAAGACGUUGUUAGAGGAGAGACGGGGCAGAUACCAGGGAUGUUGCGAGGGUGAAACAUAUCUCCGAGGUGAAAUCGACAGGAGACACUGUAAUCAGAGCCAAAAGGCAGAAGUUCAGGGAGACAUGGAUGCCAUCUGUAUCUGCCCAGGAGGCUGCUGGAGAGUUUGAUUUGCUUGGCUCUACUUAAGAUUCUGACCUUUUUCCUUUUCUUUCUUUUUUUGGGGGGGGUAGGGGCAGGAGAGGGGGAAGGUCUAGACCCGCCCCCCGCCCCUUUCUUCCCUCCCCCUCAAAGGUUGAAGAAAAGAAUCCGAUGUCUGGGAGGGAAAGGGCCCUAAGGAUUUGAGUAGUCAGGGACCAAUGGGCGUGACCAACGUUAAGGGGCGUGGUCUGAGCGCCUCUCCAAUCUUCCCUCCCCUUUAGUUUUCGCCUCUCCGAGUCUACCAAAAGGGACGGGGUCAUCUAGCAGUAGGUGUGGCCUGGGACGGGAUCUUGCUACAGGGUCGUGGCCUGAAGACCGCUCCCUCCUUUCUUUGACUUCUCUGUGCAGAGCCCCUUUAGGGGAGGGGCACUCCAGCUCCUCGCUAUCUAAGAGGCGUGGCCAUGGCGUAGGAGGGCGUGGCCUAGCGACUGCCUCAUUCUUUCUUCCUGAGUACAGCAGGGGGCGCCCGGACUCCUCAGAGACGCGUGGAGCGCACGCGGCGUCGUGACGUCAUCCCAGCCCGCCGCCCUCAGCUCGCGCGUCAUAACCCAGCGCCUCUGUCGCUAAGGAAGAAGUUGAGAGGAGGGCGACGGCAAGGGAGGCCCUGGUCGAGCAACGGAGCCCGGAGCCGAACAAUCUGCCCUAUGUUCAUUCAUCCCAGCUGUAAGAAAUGAGCGUCCAGUAUAGCAUUCUCUUCAAACAAGAACAAGCUCAUGAUGAUGCCAUCUGGUCAGUUGCCUGGGGAACGAAUCAAAGAGACAACUCAGAGAUGAUUGUUUCAGGAUCCCUGGAUGAUCUAGUCAAAGUAUGGCGAUGGAAAAAUGAUAAACUUGAGUUACAGUGGAGUUUGGAGGGCCACCAGUUGGGGGUGGUUUCUGUGGACAUUAGCCACACAGGGACCAUCGCGGCAUCCAGUUCCCUUGAUGCUCACAUUCGUCUGUGGGAUUUAGAAAAUGGCAAACAGAUGAAGGCUAUUGAUGCUGGCCCUGUGGAUGCUUGGUCCUUGGCUUUUUCACCCGAUUCCCAGUUUUUGGCUACAGGAAGCCACAUAGGAAAAGUAAACAUUUUUGGUGUUGAGACUGGGAAAAAGGAGUACUCUUUGGAUACAAGAGGGAAAUUCAUCCUCAGCAUCGCCUAUAGUCCUGAUGGGAAAUAUCUGGCCAGUGGAGCCAUAGAUGGAAUCAUUAAUAUUUUUGAUAUUGCUUCUGGAAAACUUCUCCAUACGCUCGAAGGCCAUGCAAUGCCCAUCCGCUCUUUGACCUUCUCCCCAGAUUCUCAGCUACUUGUCACGGCUUCAGAUGAUGGCUACAUUAAGAUUUAUGAUGUACAGCAUGCAAAUUUGGCAGGCACACUGAGUGGCCAUGCGUCAUGGGUGUUAAAUGUCGCAUUCUGUCCAGAUGAUAUUCACUUUGUAUCCAGCUCAUCAGACAAAAGUGUCAAAGUUUGGGAUGCCGGAACAAGAACUUGUGUCCACACGUUUUUUGACCACCAGGACCAGGUCUGGGGGGUAAAAUACAAUGGAACUGGCUCCAAAGUUGUGUCCGUUGGAGAUGACCAAGAAAUUCAUAUCUAUGACUGUCCACCUUAAUCUCACUCCAAACCGGGUAGGCUAAUGCUGGAGGGGGGGAAAGGAAUACGGAGAGGGAUGGACCACACCAUUCCCCACCUUUGUACAUGCUAACAGAUGGAAAUAUGGAACCGUGCACUGUGCUGCGGAAGCUUUUUGAUAUUUUUGGAUACUCCUCCUGAGAAGUGCACACCACCCAUUUAUAUGUACUUGUCAUUUUCUUUGCCCGAGAACAACUUUUCAUUCUUUCAAUAAAGAAGGCCGUAUUCUCUGCACAAA
This is a messenger RNA of Monodelphis domestica (gray short-tailed opossum), 2132 nucleotides long. It is a transcript of the gene SKIC8, whose product is annotated as SKI8 subunit of superkiller complex. Gene Ontology annotation, molecular function: protein binding. Lineage: Eukaryota; Metazoa; Chordata; Mammalia; Didelphimorphia; Didelphidae. The record is from RefSeq and is a predicted model, not a curated record. Gene Ontology annotation, cellular component: Cdc73/Paf1 complex.